AACGGCUUUGGCUUGUGGUUUCAUUGUGUCUGGCCUGACUGUGCACAGCUGCACACACCAGACACUUGUAAUCCCCACCGGUACUUUAGGAAUACUGCACGCACAACUUCUGGCCAGAGGGGCACCCUCCUGAGAGUAAUUGGAGGAAAAGAUUAAGGAUGCAGUCCUCUUGGAUUCUUUGUGGAGCUCUGGCACUCUUUGGGGGAGCUAUUCUUGGAUCAGCUUUCUAUGGGCUUGAGGAAGCCGAAGAGAAAGUUCUGGUGGACAACAAGUGUCAAUGUGUCAAGAUGACAUCGAGAUUUGUCCCUUCAAAAGACAAUCCAGAAGAAGAAGUUUUGGAAAGGAACAUUCGUAUCUUCGUCCCUCUUAAAGCCAGAGAGAACAUCACUGACCCGACCUCGCCUUUGAGAACCAGAUUUGUGUAUAACUUCUCCAAGCUCUGUAAUAGGUGCGACUCAGACCUCAACCAGGGGCACAAUCUACAGAAAGUCGUAAUGGGAGAGAGCACUAUGUGCAACGAUCCAGAUACACCUUGCUACACCUUCGACAGGAAUAAAUGCUACACCGCGUCAUGCCUCUUCUCCAGCGGUGGAAAAGUGGAGUCCAUUAUGACCGCCUUGACUCCUGAAUCAUGCUAUGACGAUUAGAAGGGACGGAAGCCGUGUUGUAGGGCCUCGUGGGGCAGAUCAGCUCCUUACAACUUUAGAUCGGCUAAGCCCCAUGAUUCUGAGAACUGUGAUCUGGUGAGGGGGCUGAGAACUCAUUCUCCUAAGCAACCCUCAAAUAACUGCCAAUCACACGGGCAAUUUUAAAUCAGUGGAAUCGUCAUAUCCAUAUUCUCCUCUAUGCUUAAAGUAAAAAAUAUUCUCUAUCUGCAUCAGCAGAAUGCUGUUCUAUUGUCUCUUUUACUUUUUGAACUGUUCCUUUCUCCUCAUCUCCAUUCUCUACCACUUCUUCCUAGCACAACCGGGCAAUAAAAAUUAUGCUUCAUUAA
Molecule: messenger RNA, 994 nt
Organism: Varanus komodoensis (Komodo dragon)
Lineage: Eukaryota; Metazoa; Chordata; Lepidosauria; Squamata; Varanidae
Gene: JCHAIN
Product: joining chain of multimeric IgA and IgM
Exons: 4
Coding region: 159-647 (162 amino acids)
Biological process (GO): humoral immune response
Cellular component (GO): pentameric IgM immunoglobulin complex
Molecular function (GO): immunoglobulin receptor binding
Source: RefSeq, a predicted model, not a curated record